Tupaia belangeri chinensis (Chinese tree shrew) is the source of this 2209-nucleotide messenger RNA. RefSeq names its product acid phosphatase 3 (gene ACP3). Bases 67 to 1293 code for a protein of 408 amino acids. Gene Ontology annotation, molecular function: phosphatase activity. The record is from RefSeq and is a predicted model, not a curated record. Gene Ontology annotation, biological process: dephosphorylation. NCBI's taxonomy places the organism in Eukaryota, Metazoa, Chordata, Mammalia, Scandentia, Tupaiidae. The transcript is spliced from 11 exons. Gene Ontology annotation, cellular component: plasma membrane.
UUAAAGCGCGUCCUCUCCCGGGCUCCGCGGAGGCCGCUGCGCCCGCCACCUGCUGGGAGCCUCGGCAUGAGCGCCUCGUCCCUGGCGGUCCUGCUCCUGCUCUGGGUCUGGCCCGACCCGGGCGCGCGGGCCAAGGAGCUGCGGCUGGUGACCUUGGUGUUCCGACAUGGAGACCGAAGUCCCAUCGAAACCUUUCCUAAUGACCCCAUUAAGGAAUCCUCAUGGCCACAAGGAUUUGGCCAACUCACCCAGCUGGGCAUGGAGCAGCACUACGAGCUUGGAACGCACCUUAGGAAGAGAUACGGAAGAUUCCUGAACGAGUCCUAUAAACGUGAACAGGUUUACGUCCAGAGCACGGAUGUGGACCGAACUUUGAUGAGCGCGAUGACAAACCUCGCGGCCCUGUUUCCCCCGGAGGGCGCCAGCGUCUGGAACCCCAGCCUGCUCUGGCAGCCCGUCCCGGUGCACACCGUCCCUAUUUCUGAAGACCUGCUGCUACAUCAGCCUUUCAUGAACUGCCCUCGCUUUCAAGAACUUAGGAGGGAGACAUUGAAAUCGGAGGAAUUUCAGAAGAGGCUACAUCCUUAUCAGGAUUUCAUAGAAACUUUGCCAAAACUUUCAGGAUUUCAUAGUAAGGAUCUUUUUGGAAUUUGGAGUAAAAUCUACGACCCUUUAUAUUGUGAGGGCAUUCACAAUUUCACUCUGCCUUCCUGGGCGACUGAGGACGCAAUGACUAAAUUGAAAGAACUGUCUGAGUUGUCCCUCCUGUCCCUCUUUGGCGUUCACAAGCAGAAAGAGAAAAGUAGACUCCAGGGGGGUGUCCUGGUCAAAGAAAUCCUCAAUCACAUGAAGAGUGCGACUCAGCCACCAAACCACAGGAGACUGAUCAUGUAUUCUGCACAUGACACCACCGUGAGUGCCCUGCAGAUGGCGCUAGAUGUCUACAACGGGCUCCUGCCCCCCUAUGCUUCCUGCCACGUGGUGGAACUGCACCGACAGGACGGAGAGUACUUUGUGGAGAUGUACUAUCGGAACGAGACCCAGCGGGAGCCUCACCCCCUCACGCUGGCCGGCUGCACCCACAGCUGUCCCCUGGAGAAGUUUGCUGAGCUGGUGUCCCCUGUGAUCCCCGAAGACUGGUCCACAGAGUGUAAGAUCACAAGCGGCCACAAAGCCCUACGACUCACCCUCGCCAUCGCCUUCUGUGUGGUGUCUGCUGCCCUCGUGCUGCUGCUGUCUGCCCUCAUCCGCCAUGGGCCCUGCUGGCAUAGGGAGUCCUAUCGGAGCAUCUGAGCAGACAGGCUGGGCCACCCUCCUGAGCCGGCGUCUCGGUGAGGCAGCAUUUGAAGGGCAGACUUUGGCCGGUAGGCAUGCCUGCCCGCACCCUUCCCUUCGAACCUGCCUGGGGCAGGGUCUGAGCUCACAGCCACCCAAGGACAGCUGCUGGACCGACGGAUGGGAGAACGCCAGGGCUGCCUACUCAGGUUCCUCAUCACCUUGUCACCGAGCAGUGAGGCUCAUGUAGAGGGCGGCUGUUUUCUGACACACGUACCGUGGAGAAAUAGAGUCAGAUUCCUGUCUGCCUUUUGCCUGCAAAGAACAAAGGGUGAGAAGGGGGACGAGGACUGGUGAAGACUGGAUAGUGGGGAGUAGACCAGGAGCGCUAUUAUGAAGGACGAGUCCUACGGAGAGAGACCAGAUCAGAGAUGACAACUGUCUCUUUAGCUAUUAGGUGGGUUUAACACACACGCCUGAGAAGCCCCUGCCCAGUGCUGGAGAGUUAGUAGACUUCUACCUGCGUGUCUACAUACAACACACAGCCUACACGUACUAAAGUUAAAACACUUUGGAAGAGGCACUUAAUUAUCAGAAACUGUAGUAUCAACCCCUUUCGGUAUGGUUUAAGUCAUUUUCCCGCAAUUGCUAUAGUGGGGAAUAACUGGGAAAUCCACUUACCUGUGGUUCUGUGUUACCCCCACUGUCAAAGCUGGAUAUUUAUUCAGUUUUCUUUUUUCUUUUUUCAUUUUAAAAUGGUAAGAUCUGACUUUGGUAAAGGGUAUUCAUGGUCAUGACUAACUGGUGAUGUACUUUAAUUGCCACGGGUAUGUCUGAACUUUACCAGUGUUAAGGCAGGAAGGAAAGGGGCUGAGGGCUGACAACCCGCCGCCUCAGCUCUGCACUGGCUUGACCGAUUCUCUAGUCUAAAAUG